AUGACUAUUAAUGCUGUGGUGAUUGAUCCUGAAUCUUCUUGUCCCAAUACUAUCUAUUUAAGAAAUGUGGAAUAUGAAGAUGGCACUGGUGUGGGCCUUGCAAGUGUAAUUGUGGAUGAAUUUUCCAGACGGAACAUUUCAUUUGACAAGUUACUAGGUUUUGGCUCGGACGGUGCCAGUGUAAUGACAGGGUCUGACAGGGGAGUCAAAGGCAUACUUCUACGAAAGCAACCGCACAUGAUUCACAUACACUGCAUGGCUCAUCGCCUUGCUCUGUUCACAAGUCAGGCUGCUAAAUCUGUGCCCAACAUCUGUGAGUAUCAACGUUUCUUGACAAACCUGUUCUACUAUUUCAAGGCUUCUCCAUCCCGUGAACAGGAACUUCAUCAAGAACAGGCUAUUCUCAACCAUCUAGUAUUGAAAUACAAAGAAAUACAUGCAGUCAGAUGGCUUUCUUGCUAUGAGGCGGUUCUAUACAGAACUAUUGAUCCAUUGUUGUCAUAUCUGCAUCAGAGGGUUGCAGCCAAAGAUCCUAAGUCAAAGGGGCUUCUUAAAAAAAUGGCUUCCACACAAUUUGUGUACAUAACAUACUUAAUGAUGGAUGUCUUACCUAUAGUCAUGAAGCUGUGUUUGAAAUACCAGGAAAAGAGCCUAGACAUUGGACAGGCAAAGGUUUGUUAG
Molecule: messenger RNA, 681 nt
Organism: Ruditapes philippinarum (Manila clam)
Lineage: Eukaryota; Metazoa; Mollusca; Bivalvia; Venerida; Veneridae
Product: zinc finger protein 862-like
Exons: 1
Coding region: 1-681 (226 amino acids)
Source: RefSeq, a predicted model, not a curated record